This is a messenger RNA of Heterocephalus glaber (naked mole-rat), 1048 nucleotides long. NCBI's taxonomy places the organism in Eukaryota, Metazoa, Chordata, Mammalia, Rodentia, Bathyergidae. The record is from RefSeq and is a predicted model, not a curated record.
AGUGUGACGUAGGAGGAAGGAGACGCCAUUAGAGGGAGGCAGAGAGGGAGCGCUCUUCGCCUUCCUCGGGUGCCUGACGUGGUGCUGGGCCCUGCAUUCUCGGAAUCUUUCUGGGCCCUUCCACACCACGCCCGAGGAGGGGUGCAGCGGGCGUCCCAGUCGGCGGGCCGCUGCGGAGGGGUGUGGCGGCCGCGGCUGUGAAGGCGCCGCCGCGGUUCUGGGGCUCGGGCGGCCGGGAAGCGGCGGGAUGGCUGCGGCCGGCGGCGGCGGCGGCGGGGCGGCGGCGGGGCGAGCGUACUCGUUCAAGGUGGUGCUGCUCGGGGAAGGCUGCGUGGGGAAGACGUCGCUGGUGCUGCGCUACUGCGAGAACAAGUUCAACGACAAGCACAUCACCACUCUGCAGAGAUUCCAUGCAUUGGGUCCAAUUUACUACAGAGAUUCAAAUGGAGCUAUUUUAGUUUAUGAUAUAACAGAUGAAGAUUCUUUUCAGAAGGUAAAAAACUGGGUCAAAGAAUUACGGAAAAUGUUGGGAAAUGAAAUCUGUUUAUGUAUAGUUGGUAAUAAAAUAGAUUUGGAAAAGGAGAGACAUGUUUCCAUUCAAGAAGCGGACUCGUAUGCAGAAUCUGUGGGAGCAAAGCAUUAUCAUACCUCAGCCAAACAGAACAAAGGAAUUGAGGAACUUUUUCUUGACCUUUGUAAAAGGAUGAUAGAAACAGCACAAGUGGAUGAGAGGGCAAAAGGCAAUGGCUCUAGUCAACCAGGAGCUGCAAGACGCGGUGUACAGAUUAUCGAUGAUGAACCUCAAGCUCAGAGUGGUGGUGGAGGGUGUUGUUCUUCUGGAUAACUGUUCACACCUAAGAAAUUGAAAAAACAAAACUGUGGAUCAUUGCCCUCAACAUGAAGACUGCCAUAUUUCAAGUCACAUUAUUUUACCAAUGGAGUUAUAGAAUUAACAGUAUUUUAAAUUACAUUUAUAACACUGCAGAGACCUUAAGUGCUAAACUUAGUGGAGUUUGUGACCAGAGAAUUGGCAUUUUCUACAAAUGUU